CCCCCGCGCGCCGCCGGGUCCCUAUAGCCUGGGCCGCGCGUCUCGGGCUGUUGAGGGUGGCAUGCGGGACUACGACGAGGUGACCGCCUUCCUGGGCGAGUGGGGGCCGUUCCAGCGCCUCAUCUUCUUCUUGCUCAGCGCCAGCAUCAUCCCCAACGGCUUCAAUGGUAUGUCAGCCGUGUUCCUGACGGGGACCCCGGAGCACCGCUGCCGGGUGCCAGACACCGCGAACCUGAGCAGCGCGUGGCGCAACCACAGUGUCCCGCUGCGGCUGCAGAACGGCCAUGAGGUGCCUCACAGCUGCAGGCGCUACCGGCUCGAGGCGAUCUCCAACUUCUCGGCGCUCGGGCUGGAGCCGGGGCGCGAUGUGGACCUGGAGCAAUUGGAGCAGGAGAGCUGCCUGGAUGGCUGGGAGUUCAGCCAGGACGUCUACCUGUCCACCAUCGUGACCGAGUGGAACCUGGUGUGUGAGGACGACUGGAAGGCCCCGCUCACGACCUCCUUGUUUUUCGGGGGUGUGCUGGUGGGCUCCUUCAUUUCGGGGCAGCUCUCAGACAGCUGCUUCUGUCACUCCCCUUUCCUUCCCAGGUUUGGUCGGAAGAACGUGCUGUUUGUGACCAUGGGCAUGCAGACGGGCUUCAGCUUCCUGCAGGUCUUCUCCAAGAACUUCGAGAUGUUCACCGUGCUGUUUAUCCUUGUAGGCAUGGGCCAGAUCUCCAACUAUGUGGCAGCAUUUGUCUUGGGAACAGAAAUCCUUGGCAAGUCAGUGCGUAUUAUAUUCUCUACGUUAGGAGUGUGCAUAUUUUAUGCAGUUGGCUACAUGCUGCUGCCACUGUUUGCUUACUUCAUCAGAGACUGGCGGAAACUGCUUCUGGCGCUGACGGUGCCCGGGGUGCUGUGCGCGGCGCUCUGGUGGUUCAUCCCGGAGUCCCCCCGAUGGCUCAUCUCUCAGGGACGAUUUAAAGAGGCAGAGGUGAUCAUCCACCGGGCUGCCAAAAUCAAUGGCAUCGUCGCACCCUCGACCCUCUUUGAACCAAGUGAGCUGCAAGACCUAAGUUCCCAGAAGCAGCAGUCCCACAGCAUUUUGGAUCUGCUCCGAAGCCGGAACAUCCGAAUGGUCACCAUCAUGUCCAUAAUUCUGUGGAUGACCAUAUCCGUGGGCUACUUCGGGCUCUCCCUUGAUACCCCUAACUUGCACGGGGACGUCUAUGUGAAUUGCUUCCUUUCGGCAGUGGUUGAAGUCCCGGCGUACAUAUUGGCCUGGCUGCUUCUGCAGCACCUGCCCCGGCGAUAUUCCAUGGCCACCGCCCUCUUCCUGGGUGGCAGCGUCCUCCUGUUCGUGCAGCUGGUGCCCCCAGACUUGUAUUAUUUGGCUACGGUCCUGGUGAUGGUGGGCAAGUUUGGAGUCACGGCGGCCUUUUCCAUGGUCUACGUGUACACAGCCGAGCUGUACCCUACCGUGGUCCGCAACAUGGGCGUGGGAGUCAGCUCCACGGCGUCCCGCCUGGGCAGCAUCCUGGCUCCCUACUUCAUUUACCUUGGGGCCUACGACCGCUUCCUGCCCUACAUUCUCAUGGGAAGUCUGACCAUCCUGACAGCCAUCCUCACCUUGUUCCUCCCAGAGAGCUUCGGCACCCCCCUCCCAGACACCAUUGACCAGAUGCUAAGGGUCAAAGGAAUCAAGUACAGGCAAACUCCAAACCACACAAGGGAGUUAAAAGAUGGUGAAGAAAACCCCACAGUCCUUAAAAGCACAGCCUUCUAGCAACCUCAAGUGAGUGAGAACGUGAAGAGGAAAGACUGCAUCCUGUCAGAACGGCUGGUGCAGGCACUGAGUCCUUGGGGCAAAGGUCUUUGCUGUUCAUUCUGUUGACUUUGAGUCUGGCCUGCUCGUGGGUGGGCACCUGGCCACCGAGGCUACGCGUGGUCCUAGAGCGCCACCUUCCCUCAGGGGACCCUGUGACCACCGACAGACAACUUUAGAGAAGUCCUGACUAAUACAGUGAUGGACUGUACGCUUCCCAAGAAAUUAACGAUUCACUAGAACCAGUUGGAUUUGGAAGAAUAUGAGAGGCAUCUGCUAAAUUUACAUUUUAAUUUCGGACGGCCUAAAAAGGUCUCCGAUAAAGCUGGAGGUCUAAUCUUACCCCUCCCCACCCCCGAAAUCUUUUCCCCCUCUCUCUCUAAUGGUGCAUAUUAGAGGAAAAGAAAUCAUUUCACAGGGAAUUUGAUUUCUCACACCUUGUGAGCUACCAAGGAUAUUAAGUAGGAUUGUUGCUUCCCCAGGGCAGGACAGCCGAGGUCUGGGGAACCCAGAAGGUAAUUAACAGGAGGGGACUGAGCAGGUACUGAGCAUAGGGGAGUGCACCGAUGUGGGAGCUCCUGGAGCACUCAGUGUGACUGCCGGGGAGACGUGUUUACAUCUGAUGGAAACACUGGGCUUGUCUGGGCCCGUAGCAAACACAUCAUUGAACCUACUAUUCUUGCUUUCGUGCCACGUGACUCAAACCUAGCUGUAAUGGUUUCGAUGUAUGGUUUGAAGGAAGUAUGUCAGUGAGAAAGAAAGAUGAGCAAACUUGUCUCUUCUCUUAAAACCAUAAUGUGGAUUCUGUGUUUUGUUUGUUUGUUUAUUUGUUGUUAUGUAUUUUCCUCCUUAAGUUAUUUGCCCUUCAGAGUCGACUUAGGAAAGUCUGGUCCCUUGGCCUCCUGGUUUGUGUCUUUUUAUUUUUUCCACGCAGAAUCACUCUGGCUAUGGUCUGCAGUUGCCACUUGUCACCAGCCUUAGCCACUAGCACUUCUCUGAGUGCCAAAGCUGACGUCGUUGUGUGUGUUCUUUUUGUGAUGCCUAAUCAUGGAAAAAAAUUUACAAAGGAGAAAGUUAAAUCAUGUUCACAGUCUUUCAGAGUUGCUCACUUCAGUCGUGUGACAUUGGGAAAUACUUUGUAUUCCGUGUAAUUGUCUUCUCUUUCUGAUUGUUACCAUGGUAUUCAUAAAGCAGACACUUCACCUGGUUAAAAAACCAUAUCUUGGGGAAAGCUACUGAAGUGCCUUGGAAAUGCAAAUGUUUCAAUAAAUAAAAUGAUUUUUUAAAUAAUA
Rhinolophus ferrumequinum (greater horseshoe bat) is the source of this 3096-nucleotide messenger RNA. RefSeq names its product solute carrier family 22 member 5. The record is from RefSeq and is a predicted model, not a curated record. NCBI's taxonomy places the organism in Eukaryota, Metazoa, Chordata, Mammalia, Chiroptera, Rhinolophidae. Gene Ontology annotation, molecular function: ATP binding; transmembrane transporter activity. Gene Ontology annotation, cellular component: membrane. Gene Ontology annotation, biological process: transmembrane transport; carnitine transport. The coding region runs from base 62 to 1765 and encodes 567 amino acids. The transcript is spliced from 10 exons.